Fibroporia radiculosa is the source of this 1263-nucleotide messenger RNA. RefSeq lists its product as uncharacterized. Gene Ontology annotation, biological process: epoxide metabolic process. The coding region runs from base 1 to 1263 and encodes 420 amino acids. The transcript has 7 exons. NCBI's taxonomy places the organism in Eukaryota, Fungi, Basidiomycota, Agaricomycetes, Polyporales, Fibroporiaceae. Gene Ontology annotation, molecular function: epoxide hydrolase activity. The record is from RefSeq and is a predicted model, not a curated record.
AUGAGUGACACCGAGCAGAGCUUUACGCUGUCCGUUCCCGAAGGCGACAUUGACCUUCUGAAGAAGAAACUUGAACUCACACGCUUUCCUGACGAGCUGGGAGGGGCUGGAUGGGAUUAUGGUGUGCCUCUUGCCGAUGUACAAAGGCUGGUCGUGCGCUGGAAGGAACACUUCAACUGGAGAGACGCAGAGGCAAAGAUCAAUAAAAUCCCGCAGUUCAUGAGAGACAUUGAGGUCGAGGGAUUUGGGUCGCUAAAUAUCCACUACGUGCAUCAAAAGAGUGAAGUCAAGAAUGCCGUUCCACUGCUAUUCCUCCACGGGUGGCCUGGACACUUUCUGGAGGUGCAGAAGUUACUGCCAAUUCUCACUGCUGCGUCCCCUGACCACCCAAGCUUCCACGUCGUUGCUCCUAGUCUGCCUGGAUACGGCUUCUCGGAAGCACCUGCAAAACCAGGGUUCUGCGGUGCUCAGUAUGCUAAGGUGGCUAACAAGUUGAUGAUCGCGCUCGGUUAUAAGGAAUACGUGGUUCAGGGCGGCGAUUGGGGAUCGUUCAUUGCACGCACGCUUGCGCACAUGUAUGGACAUAAAUCCGUCAAAGCGUGGCACACUAACUUUACCCCCAUCCGCCAACCUCCGUCGCUGCGGACGCACCCUCGUCUCUUUUUCCAACACCUCUUCACACCCUACACUGACGCCGAGCGCGCGGGCCUGAAGCGCAUGCAAUGGUUCAACGAGAAAGGUCGUGGCUACUUCUUUGAGCAAUCCACCCAGCCACAGACGCUUGGAUACUCGCUCGCGGAUUCGCCUGCGGGAUUGUUGGCUUGGAUAUACGAGAAACUCGUUGUAUGGACAGAUCAGUAUCCGUGGGAUGAUGAUGAAGGCAAGUUCCCUAUUCCGCAUCCAUGCUGGUCGCUUAUCGUGAAUUUAGUGUUGACGUGGAUCUCCAUCUACUGGUUCUCUCGAGCCGGUCCCACUGCUUCCACGAGAAUAUACUAUGAGGUUACAGCCUCUAAGGAAUACGCUAAGUUUGCAUGGAGCUCUAUCCCCUGUGGACUGUCUUUCUUCCCGCAAGAGCUUGUUGCAGUUCCGAGGACGUGGGCACGUCAGGUUGGCAAUGUGGUGUUCGAGUCUGGCCAUGGAAGUGGUGGUCACUUUGCUGCUCACGAAAGACCUGUCGAGCUUGCCGCCGAUAUACGUGCCAUGUUUGGCAAAGGUGGCCCUGCGUUUGGGGUGGUAUCCGAGCGUAUUGGUUACGACGAAUGA